Molecule: messenger RNA, 1176 nt
Organism: Photinus pyralis (common eastern firefly)
Lineage: Eukaryota; Metazoa; Arthropoda; Insecta; Coleoptera; Lampyridae
Product: UDP-glucuronosyltransferase 2B10-like
Exons: 2
Coding region: 13-1161 (382 amino acids)
Molecular function (GO): UDP-glycosyltransferase activity
Source: RefSeq, a predicted model, not a curated record
GAUAGCAACGUAAUGAUUGAAAUUACUAGUCACGUAAUCUCGUCUCGUGGGUAUCACGUCGAAAUGUUCGUACCGUUUGUGGUAUUUUGGGCGUUAAUUUCGGGCGGAAACUGUGCCAGAAUACUGGGAAUUAUUCCCUUUCCGUCCUACAGUCACCAGAUCGUGUUUCAGCCGUUGUGGCGGGAGUUAUCGCUACGUGGACACCAGGUGACCACACUCACGACUGAUCCGAUAAACGACGCCAAGCUGACCAACCUUACCGAAAUUGACCUUCACUUUUCGUACGACGCCUGGCGGUCAGUUUUGGCGGAAGUGGUCGAGGGCACCCAAAACAAUUUUGUCAAAUCGGUCAGGGCGAUGACAUUGGCCAUGCAGGAGUUUUCGCGACGGCAGCUGGCGCAUCCUAGUGUGCAGGGUUUGAUACACGGCGACGCCUCUUUCGACUUGUUGAUCGUGGAGUACUUCCUACCCAGCAUGUUCGCCUUCGCCGAGAGGUUUAGGUGCCCGCACAUCGGUGUGAGCUCCGUGGACGUGCCGAGUAACGUCUUGAGGCUAAUCGGUCACCCCAUUCAUCCCGUGGUUUACCCGGACUACAUGCUAUCGUUCACGGAUCACUCCACUCUGCUUAAACGGCUGAAGAGUAUCGCAUUCUCUUUGUAUGCCGAAUUUGAAUACAAUCACUACCUCUACUCCCUUCAGCAGGAGCUCGUCGAGACGUCCUUCGGCUCGAAUUACUCAUCUUUGGUGGAGAUGGCAAAAAAUGCCAGCCUCCUCUUCACAAAUUCCGACCCCAUACUCUACAAGCCUAAACCAUUUCUUCCAAACGUCAUCCAAAUAGGUGGCGGAUCCUAUCGGAUUCCACCAGCUCCACUUCCAAAUAAACUAGUUGGAGUAUUAGACGCAGCGUCAUCUGGUGUCAUCUACUUCAGCCUGGGAACGAACGUCAACACUGAAAAUUUACCAAACGAGACUAGGAAGGCGAUUCUGGAAGCGUUCGCUGAGCUUCCCUACACGGUGCUGUGGAAAUUUGACUCCGAUGACGUACCAGGCACGCCUAAAAACGUCCACGUCGCCAAAUGGUUUCCGCAACAAAAUGUGCUAGGUAUGUACCGGGUGACUAGCUAUUGCUUGGCCAUAUCUCGAGAACCGUUCGUCAUAUGACUUAGGGGUAAAAAA